AUGUCUGCAAGUGACGAUCGAACGACACAAAGCCCCGGUUUCGGAAAGAGACUCGAGGAAUUCCUUCGGAGGCAAAUUCACGAGCGUGACGAAUUCAGUACUUCACUGGCUGGCGUGUCAGAGCCUGUUCUACGACAGGCGAUCGAUACUCUGUGCAGCGAGCUUCCGUUUCUCGAACGUAGUCAAGUUCAACGAGCUGCUGAAGUCGGGAAACAUGCAAACUACUACUACCGACUGUCUAGCAGACAGAUCACGAACCUAAACCCCGUGGUUAAUCUCGAACAACAUGAGAAGGAUAGUCUCGUAGAAGAGCGAGAAAAGCUCUUCAGCCAACGUGGCAUGCUCAGCAUCAUCUGUACUGUAUCACUCGCUGCAUUCCUCCAGGGUCAUGUUCAGUCCUCGAUCAAUGCUAUGAGCCUCUUCGUCGAGACAAUCGACAUCGAUAUCAGGGACGGUCAUGGUCAAGAAGGAAGGGCUGGGAAUACUGCAGAGUGGCAGCUUGGUGCCAUGAAUGCGAUACCCUUUCUCACUGCUGCAUUCCCCGGUGCUGCACUGUCGCUUCCUGUCAAUUAUUGCCUCGGACGACGAGGAGCUCUAGGCCUCUCAGCUCUACUCAUCAUCGCCAGUUCAGUAGGCUCCGGCUUUGCUAAGACAUGGCAGCAGGUCCUUGGUGCCAGAGUUGUUGGUGGAGUAGCCAUGGGCAUCAAGGCAGUCAGCGCCCCUAUCCUGGCUUCCGAGACAGCUGUUGGCUACUGGAGAGGCUCAACGAUACUCGCAUGGCAGCUUUGGGUCGCAUGUGGUAUCAUGAUUGGAUUUGUCGUCAACUUCAUAAUUGCUGCUGGAACCACCACUUUGGAAGGGGACCCAAACACACAGCUCAACAUACACGAUGGUAGAUACCACGCAUUACAGUGGAUAGCUGCAGCGCCUGCAGUUCCGUCUCUAUUACUACUGGUUGCUGUCUGCUAUUGCUACGAGAGCCCUCGAUUCUAUAUGCGACCUGGUACGCCCAAUUAUAACCUCAGUCGCGCAUUCGACAUUCUGCUGCAAGUUCGAAAAACAAGACUCCAGGCCACUCGUGAUCUCUUCCUCAUAUGGUGGUCCACUCGAAAUGAGGAAGGCCACGUCCUUCGAACGGAACUGCACAAGAGCCGUAAUAGAAACACUGGACACCCCGAGCACAAUUUCAGAUCAAAUGCAGAUGCUUCUAGCAACAACAAAUCACCAAACUCCGGACUGACAUAUUCAUCCCUCAUCCUUGUCGUAUUGCAGCUCUCAGCGGAUCAGUUCAGGCCUUUGUUCACAAGUCGACGACUCAGAAAUGCCUUAUGGAGCAGCAGUACAGUUGCUCUUGCACAGCAGCUUUGUGGAAUCAACGUUUUCGCAUUCUACUCCAAUGGGAUCUUUAGCAACUACGGUGUCAAAACAAGUAUGGGCUACAGUUUUGGCUUUGGUUGUGUCAACUUCUUCUUUGGAUUGUUAGCCAUGAGGUCCAUCGACAUCAUCGGGCGACGUCGUUGGCUAUUGUCGACUCUACCUUUGAUGAGUCUCUUCCUUAUGGCAGCUGCAGUGGCAUAUGCUAUAGGGCCACAGGAUCCUGCCGGAGACCCAAAAGCAAACACACCAGCUUCUAUUGCUGGCAUCAUUUUUAUAUACCUGUUUGCUGCUGUUUAUAGUCCAGGCUUGGGACCAAUCCCGUUCACUCUAGCUUCUGAGAGCUUCCCUCUAAAGAACCGAGAAGCGGGGGCAUCGAUCGCAAUCUCUAUCAACCUGUUUUUCGCGGGCCUCUUGACUAUCCUCUUGCCCCGUAUCAACGUGGUUUUCAAGAUGGCCGGAACACUGGGCUUUUUUGCCGGUCUCAACAUUGUCGCCUUUGUUCUCAUUUUCUUCUUUGUUGAAGAGACAAAACAGCUCACUCUUGAAGAACUUGACCAAGUGUUUGACAAUCCCAAGAGUCAGUUUGCAAACUACCAAGUUACCAAACGUCUCCCCUUUAUCUCCAAGAAGUAUCUGUUGUGGAGGAGGGAUGCCGAGAGACCCCAAGCCUACGAUGAAUGGGCGCUUGAGAAUAGACAAGGGUCUGAUUGGAGGAGACGGGAUUGA
This is a messenger RNA of Fusarium coffeatum, 2103 nucleotides long. RefSeq lists its product as uncharacterized. Gene Ontology annotation, biological process: transmembrane transport. Bases 1 to 2103 code for a protein of 700 amino acids. The transcript is spliced from 12 exons. The record is from RefSeq and is a predicted model, not a curated record. Gene Ontology annotation, cellular component: membrane. Gene Ontology annotation, molecular function: myo-inositol:proton symporter activity. NCBI's taxonomy places the organism in Eukaryota, Fungi, Ascomycota, Sordariomycetes, Hypocreales, Nectriaceae.